Messenger RNA from Acipenser ruthenus (sterlet), 2797 nucleotides. RefSeq names its product matrix metalloproteinase-9-like. Lineage: Eukaryota; Metazoa; Chordata; Actinopteri; Acipenseriformes; Acipenseridae. The coding region runs from base 90 to 2159 and encodes 689 amino acids. Gene Ontology annotation, biological process: extracellular matrix organization; proteolysis; collagen catabolic process. The record is from RefSeq and is a predicted model, not a curated record. The transcript has 13 exons. Gene Ontology annotation, cellular component: extracellular matrix. Gene Ontology annotation, molecular function: metalloendopeptidase activity; zinc ion binding.
AUCUCAGAGAGAAGACAAACAGUCAGAGAGACCUGCUAGAGAAACAGCACACCUCAGAGGCUGAUACAAUUCACUGAAGAGAAGCCGGGAUGGGAGCCUACACUCUGUCCGCUGUCACCCUGGGCCUCUGUGUCCUGGGCACUUACUGCGCUCCACUCAAGUCUGUCUUUGUAACCUUCCCUGGAGAGAUUCUCAAGAAUAUGACUGACCAGGAGUUUGCCAACAGCUACCUGGAGCGCUUCGGAUACCUCAACCUGGAGGAGCGCAGCACUCGCCUGGCCUCCAAGUCUAAGGCACUACUGAGGAUGCAGAGGCAUCUGGGCCUGCCAGAGACUGGGGAGCUGAACACAGAGACACUGAGCGCUAUGAAACAGCCACGCUGUGGAGUCCCUGACAUCCGAAACUACCAGACCUUCACUGGAGACCUCAAGUGGGACCACAACGACAUCACAUACAGGACUCUGAACUACUCCCCAGACAUGGACCCCGCCGUCAUUGACGAUGCCUUCGCUCGGGCCUUCAAGGUGUGGAGUGAUGUGACCCCGCUGACCUUUACACGCCUCUACUCAGGCACGGCCGACAUCAUGGUGUCCUUCGGAAAGCUAGAUCACGGAGACCCCUACCCGUUUGACGGGAAGGAUGGGCUGCUGGCACACGCCUACCCCCCGGGUGAGGGCAUCCAGGGAGAUGCACACUUCGAUGAUGACGAGUUCUGGACCCUGGGCACCGGACCAGCUGUGAAGACGCGAUACGGUAACGCUGAGGGCGCCAUGUGUCACUUCCCCUUCCUGUUUGAGGGCAAGUCCUACUCCAGCUGUACCACAGAGGGUCGCUCUGACAACCUCCCCUGGUGCUCCACCACGGCUAACUUUGAUACCGACAAGAAAUACGGCUUCUGCCCCAGUGAACUGCUGUACACCUUUAGUGGGAACAGCGAUGGAGCUGAGUGCGUGUUCCCCUUCGUGUUCCUGGGCGAGACCUACAACAAGUGCACGACUGAGGGGCGCAGCGACGGCUACCGCUGGUGUGCCACCACCAGCAACUUCGACAAGGACAAGAAGUACGGCUUCUGUCCCAACCGAGACACAGCAGUGAUUGGUGGAAACUCAGAGGGGGAACCUUGUGAAUUUCCUUUCACGUUCCUGGGGAAGACAUACGAUUCCUGCACCAGCGAGGGCCGCGGGGACGGGAAGCUGUGGUGCGCCACUACCAGCAGUUACGACAGGGACCAGAAAUGGGGCUUCUGCCCAGACCGAGGCUACAGCCUCUUCCUUGUGGCGGCCCACGAAUUCGGCCACGCUCUAGGCCUGGAUCACUCCAACAUCCGUGAUGCUCUGAUGUACCCCAUGUACAGCUAUGAGGAGGACUUCCAUCUGCACCGGGACGACAUCGCCGGGAUCCAGUACCUCUACGGUCCCAAAACCGGACCGGACCCCACUCCACCCCAGCCUACUGAUGAAUCCCCUAAAACCACCACCCCCACCCCAACCCCCAGUGCGGAAACCCCCAAGACCCCCGUCACCACCCCAGACACUCCCGUCACCACCUCCCGCCCCAUUGACCCCUCCCAGGACGCCUGCGAGGUGAACCAGUUCGACGCUAUUUCAGAGAUCCAGGGCGAGCUCCACCUCUUCAAGGACGGACAAUACUGGAGGGUCUCUGCGCAGAGGAAUGGAGAGAUCAAGGGCCCGUUCCCCAUUGCUGAUAAAUGGCCGGCUCUCCCUGCCACCAUCGACACCGCCUUUGAGGACCUGCUCACCAAGAAGAUCUUCUUCUUCUCAGGCAAGCGUUUCUGGGUGUACCAUGGUCAGAACGUGCUGGGCCCCCGCAGUCUUGAGAAGCUUGGUCUGGGAAGCGACGUGGAUCAAAUUGUAGGAGCCAUCCAGAGAGGAAAGGGCAAGGUGCUGCUCUUCAAUGGGGAGAACUACUGGAGAAUGGACGUGAAAGCUCAGUCCAUUGAUAAGGGAUAUCCUCGCUACACUGAUGAGGUCUUUGGUGGUGUGCCUGUUGACUCCCAUGACGUCUUUCUUUACAAAGGAAGCUACUACUUUUGCCGGGACCGUUUCUACUGGCAGAUGAACUCCCGUCGCCAGGUCAGCAGAGUAGGCUACGUGAAGUACGACAUCCUGAAGUGUGUGGAUCCCUCACGCCGCUACUGAGCCCAUCUCUCUCUCUCUUUCUCUGACUCUCUCCUUUGCGGUGCUGGGAGAAUGAUUUAUUAUUGUAGGCACCCUCCACACAAAUGAAGAUGCCUUGUAUACCAGUGUGUGUUUUAUUGUAUUUCAUAGACCCCCUCCCUUAAUAGCUACUUAAAACCGUGUUCCUUAAUAACACUUACUGCUCAGGUCUGCACUGAGCUGCCCAGACAGACAUUAGGGGUCUGUAAACAGCACUGGAUUGUCUGUUAGGUUAGAGAGCACAAAUGUGAAAAAUGAAUCAUCACACAAUACUGCCCAAAUCUUUUUUUGUUUUUGUUCAGAAGAGAUCCGUCUGCCUGGUGCAAACGGAAAGAAAGGAAAACAUCAGCAGAUUUCGUAAUUUUAAUUUGUGUUGUUAUUAUUAUUAUUAUUAUUAUUAUUAAUUAUAAUUGGUUUAAUUGUAUUAUUUUUUUAAUACUUUGUAAUGUAAGAUUUUUUUUUUCUAUUUAAGAAUGUUCCAUAAGUGUGUAGCGAGCAACCCUUGAUGUGUUGCUGAAAGUGGAAUCUAAAUUAUUAAAGAAAAAAAGUAAAGAAUGAUACAAGAAGAUUGCUAUUUUGUACAACGACAGCUUACUCAAUAAACACACUGUCUUUCUAAA